AUGAAUUCCUCUUAAAAAUUAAAGGAAUCUCAAAUUCCAGAAAAGGAGAAAGAUAAAAAUAAGACACAAAAAAGUAAAGAGGAUGCUAAAGAGGCUCUCAAAAAAAUUGUUGAAUAAGCUCGUUAAGCAAUAUUAGAGAAUAAGCUUAAUGUAACUUUAAUGCAAUAAUAAAGGCCACAGAAGAAGUUCAUAAAGCCAUGAUUGAAUACAAAGAGAUUUUGGGAGGUGAAAAUAGUGUUUUAUUACUUCCUGGUUUAUUUAUAUAGGCAGAAGCAUAUAUAGCAGAAGGCAAAUUGAAAAAAGCUGAAGAAUUUCUUUAAGCUGCUUAUUGGAAUCUGUAUCAAUAUAAUAAACCAAAAGAAAAAGGAAGUGAAGAUGGCAAUAAAAUGGGUUAAGAUAUAUCAGAAAAAGAGAAUGCUGAGUAUAAUGGUCAGUUGCAUAAAAUAUUUUCAAAACUCUAUUUUGCUUAAAAAGAUUACAAAAAAGCAUUAGCAGAAUUAACAAUAGGAGUAAGUUUGUUUUUAGAAUAUUUUGAAUAGAUUUAUACAGAUUCUUGCAGUUCUGAUCCAGAACAUCCAUAGACAAGUUUGAAUUAUUAUUAUAUGGGAUAAAUUUUCUAAUAAAAGAAAUAAACCUCAGAAGCUGAAUAAUUUUAUGCAAAAGUAAUAUAUUUAUAUAAUUUUAGACUUCUUAAUGUUGGUAUAAAUAUUUAAAGAGAUAUUAUCAAUAUNUAUAGCAGAAAAUAUGAUGUCAGAUUAAGAUAAAAAAAAGUUAAUGGAUGAAUUCUAAAAAUUUGAUCUCAAUAAAGAUGGAUAAUUAACAAAAGAUGAGCUUCUUAAAGUUUAUUCAGAAACUUUACCUCCAGAUAGGGCAUUAAAAGAAGUGAAUACAAUUUUUAAAAGAAUAGAUGUAAACGGUAGUGGAAAAAUUGAUUAUUAAGGUAAAAAAAGAUAUUGAUUAAAUUAGAAUUUAUUAUUGCAACUAUUGACUAAAAGAAAUAUUUUAAUAGAGAAAAACUUUUAAUGUUAUUCACGCAAAUUGAUAGAGAUCAUAGUGGAGAAUUGAGUAGAUAGGAAAUUAAAAAGUUAUUAAGAGACAUAUAAAUACCAAUUAAUAAAUAUGAAUAAUUAGUUAAAUAAUUAGAUUAAGAUGGUGAUGGAGCAAUAACAUAAGAAGAAUUUCUCAAAAUGAUGUUAUAAAUUUGA
Messenger RNA from Paramecium primaurelia, 1205 nucleotides. The record is from the annotation of a GenBank genome assembly. NCBI's taxonomy places the organism in Eukaryota, Ciliophora, Oligohymenophorea, Peniculida, Parameciidae.